UGAACAGGAUGCUAAUAAAAAAAUGAAGUGACAUCACAGAACCUUUAAAAGCAGAUCCAGCACUUGGCCUGUCCCUCUCCUCCGUCCUCCGUUCUGAAAUCAUGUGGUUCAUGCUCCUGUAUUUGCAAAUAUCAGCUAUUCAAGGGCUCAAUGUGGCUUUACGUGGAUCGACCAGCCCGUGUAAAGGCCGGCUGGAGGUGCGUGCCGGUGACGGCCGGUGGGGCUUGGCGUGUCAUCACGGCUGGAAGGAAGAAAAUGGACAGGUUGUGUGUAAAUCAUUAAAGUGUGGGCACGUGAAGGAUUCCGGUUAUCAAAUUACCAUGUACAAAGAUCCACCUCCACCCAAACUAUUUUUGAUGGAUCAAGUGACCUGCAUAUCGAAUGAAACGAGCCUUUGGGAAUGUCCAUUUUAUGGUGGAGAUAACCUUCAGUGCAAAAACGAUGUUCCUUCUUUCGUUGCUGUUGAAUGCACUGGAAAUGUUAAACUGAGUUUGAAUGGGCAGAGGGAUAAAUGUGCAGGAACGGUGGAGUACACAACGCAGAACGGCAACUUUGGUGUCUGUAAAGAUUCUGCCUGGGGUAAAACACAAGCAGACAAGAUAUGCCAGGAGCUUAAAUGUGGAGAUUGUUAUCGGGGAUGUGAUGAAAAGGAUGGACUGUUUAAAGGACAAACGAGCGAAGAAAGUGUAUCGCUUAAAUGUGAUGGCAAAGAACAGUUCUCUUGGCAAUGUAUGUAUGAGUUGUCAAACUGCAUGGAACAAGUCGGUGUGAUCUGCAAAAAACACAAGAGGUUCCGUCUGCGAGAUGGCGACGAUCUUUGCUCUGGGCUUGUGGAAGAGCGCUAUGUCUCAGAUCAAUCGUGGGUUCCUGCUAAGGAUAAAGAUGUCAACCCUGAAGACAUCUGUACGCAAUUAAAUUGUGGAACCUCUGUAAAUUUCACUAACGAUAAUGGAAAUAACGGUCUCCGACUGACAUGCUCAGGCAAGGUCAACCUUCGCAACUUCACAUCAAAGUGUUUUGGAGAUGUUAUGGUUAGUGUGAACGGCUCUGACUAUGGAGUGUGCUACAGUAAAUCGAAUAAAAGACUGGGGGAGCAAGUGUGUAAAGAGCUUGGCUGUGGAGAGUUGCUGGAUGAGAAAGAGGGCCGCGGCAUUUCUAACGGUUUGCUGAGUAACGUUGAGUGCCUGGGCGACGAGGCUUCACUGUGGCAUUGCCUGGCCAAACAUGAGAUAAAACAAUGCAAGUCAACCACUGUUAUAUGUGAAGACAGCUUGGAUAUGCGUUUGAGUGAUGGUCUGGGUCGUUGUUCUGGACGUGUAGAGCUGCAAUGGGAGGGCAAAUGGAAGUCCAUAAACUCCUACGGGUGGACCAAUGAGGAAUCAAACAUUGUGUGUGAACAUCUCAAAUGUGGUCAAUCAACUUCAAUAAAUAAACUCCUCAUUGAAGAGAAACAGAAUCAACUGGAAUCAUGGCAUUUCAAGUGUGUAAACUCUAAAGCAAAAAUCUAUGAGUGCUUAAAAGAAGCGAGAACUUCCAAGAGUCAAAGAGCACUAAAUGUAAAAGUCAUAUGCCAAAAGGAAGAACUGAUGUUCUUUGAAGGUGAUUCACCCUGCAGGGGAAGAGUACUCGUCAAGUCAUUUGGUGAGACCGAGGCCCGUCCGCUGCCUGCAAAUUCAGUGGCAGACAAGACAAAAGCCAACGACACAUGCCGUGCAAUGCAGUGUGGUGACGUAGUCCCCUUUAUAGAGCAAAACGGCACUUAUGGCACUUAUGACAAUAUCACAUGUUCAGGCUCGGUGAACGUGACACUUCGAAACAAGCUUGAAAAGGAUGAAAGGUGCUGGGGAACGGUAGAGGUCUGCACAAAUGACGGAUGUGGAGGAGUUUGCAUGGACACCUGGACAAAUGAAGAGUCCACAAAGAUCUGUGAUGGCUUGGGCUGUGGUAAACCAAUUCAGAUCACGAUUCCGACACAAUACAGUGGAUCCGGAAACUACUAUAGUGUAUACUGCUUAAAUGAGGGGAAAAAUCUUAGCAUGUGCAGGUUUAUUCCCAUUAGCAACUCCAUCUGCAGUAAUCCAGCCCAAGUGAUAUGCACAGACAGCGUCAAAGCUAAACUGGAGGAUCCAAGAGACAAAUGUGCUGGAACUGUGUCACUGUAUUACAAUGGGAAAUGGACACCCGUCUGCCAAGACAGUCUUGAUGCAGAUCUUGGUAAUACAAUCUGCAGGGAAUUGAAUUGUGGGCAGUAUAAUCCUACUACUUUGACUUUCAAAGACAAGUUUCAAAAUGAACUACCGAGUAUUGAAUGUAAGAGUGAUGCCAGCUCUGUUUCCAAAUGUAAAUUCAGAGACAUUUCAGGCAAAACAUGCUCUGUCGGCUAUCUACAAUGCACAGAAAAGAAACGAUUGCUCCUGUAUGAAAAGAGACGCGCCUGCAGUGGUCCUGUAUAUGCUCAUAGCGGAGAGAAAACACUGUUAGUAAGCGGACAGGGAUGGGGCAAAGAGGAAGGGCAGAAGAUGUGCCAGUAUCUACAGUGUGGAGAUUACAUAUCACACUCCACUACAACCAAAGACACGCAAGAGUGGUGGAGUAGGAGCUAUAAUUGCUCUGGGAAGACGGAUAUUUGGGAAUGCGAGAGACAUGUUCAGGCCCCCCAGCUUCAUGAGCAAUUAAAUAUCACAUGUCACAAAGGUAACCAUUCAGCCAUUGUCCUCUCCAAAAACUGCACAGGCGAGGUGAGAAUAAAGAACGAGAGUGUUCGUGCGUCUCUGAACAAUCAGAUGUACAGUGAGUUAUGCUCCGACCUCGGCUGUGGUACGGCCUUCCACCACUGGAGUACAGAUUUGAUGGAAUCAAAAUGCUGGGAUUUCAGCUGCACUGGCAAGGAGACGGUGCUGUGGCAGUGUGGCUAUAAGAUGGUCAGAUGUGACAAAGUCCUUUCUUUGGCCUGUCAAAAGGGUAUUGAGUUCGGCUCCACUGAGAAGUGUGGCGGGAAGCUUGUGGUCAAUUAUGGAGAUCAAUGGGAAUAUGUUUGUAAAGACAAAUUUGCAGCUAAUACUACAGAAGUUUGUAAAGUGCUUGACUGCAUGAAUGGACAACCUGUGGAUGAAAGGGACAUUGCCAAAGAAAUAAAGGUGACCAUUAAAUGUCCAGAGAAUUACCAGUACAUUCAUCAGUGUGUGCAGCGUUUCAAUGAUAAAUGCAAACAAGGCCCUGUUGAAAUCAAAUGUGAAGGUUAUGGAGAGAAAGUUAUAUCUACGGGGAAUUCUGGUCUGAUAGUGGGUCUAGCGCUGACCAUGCUGGGGUUGCUGAUGAUGCUUUUUAUGUGGAUGAAUAGGAAACGCCUACUUUUAGUCUUAAGAAAUUGCAGAAAUAAAAAUGAAAAAGACAUCAACAUUGACAGGAAUGAAAUGAAUAACAUGGAGAAAGAGAACAGAGCCAAACCUGUUUCAGAUUUGCCUCAAGGAAAGUCGUCAUCUUUAGAAUAUGAUGAAUAUGAGGAUGCAGAUCCUGUCAGCAAGACAGGAGAGGAGGAUGCAGAUGAUAAAAGCGAAGGCUCCUCUGGGACCGAAUAUGAUGACAUUGAGGGACAAAACCGUGACAUCUCUCCUCACCAAUCCCACGCUGAUGACGACCUCCCUCUCCUUCCCAAGCGAUCCGAAAACAUUCUAGCAGAUCAGGACACCUAUGAAGUGGAGACAGAGAAACAGGAGGACUAUGAUGAUGUCAUGGCUUUCGAAAAUGCAGGGAUGGCAGACGCACUAGCACAAGUAGAUGUAGCCGUUGAUGCAGGCACAGAUUCAGAAGCAGGUGCAGAUGCUCUGGUGGUGACCACUGAGGUAGAAGUUCAUGCUGAACAAGAGUAAGGAUUCAGACACAUGGUUACACACUUUAUUUCUAUAGUCCACUUCAGACACUCCAUUAACUGGAAGUAAGUUUGCAACUACAUCCAUAGUUUGGGUGGAGAAACUCAUUUUCUUUUCAUUUUUGAAAUUGGAAUGAACACAAGCACACACACACACACACACACACAUUGACAGGA
Molecule: messenger RNA, 4045 nt
Organism: Pimephales promelas (fathead minnow)
Lineage: Eukaryota; Metazoa; Chordata; Actinopteri; Cypriniformes; Leuciscidae
Source: RefSeq, a predicted model, not a curated record